This is a messenger RNA of Priapulus caudatus, 333 nucleotides long. RefSeq lists its product as uncharacterized. The transcript is spliced from 3 exons. The coding region runs from base 1 to 333 and encodes 110 amino acids. Lineage: Eukaryota; Metazoa; Priapulida; Priapulimorpha; Priapulimorphida; Priapulidae. The record is from RefSeq and is a predicted model, not a curated record.
AUGGAUUCAGAAGAACUCGACAGGUUGGCAAGGGAAGAGCUCGUAAAUGAAGCAAAACGAGGAGCUGAGAGAUACGACACAUUGGGGCCGAUUGGCUGGCAGAAGCCGCGGUCAACCAACAAGGUGUUUUUCAGCAGAACUCUGAUGCAGGCUCUGCAAAGUCCUGCCGGAUAUCGCACCAAACGCACUCCCGCCGAUCGCACGGAAGAUAACACGGAUGUAGACGGCAACCAGAGCGACCACGGCAGCAGCAACAACAUUACGAGCGGGACCACCACAUCUCACCACCAUCGCACAGAAGCGAAAAACACGAAACGCCAGAAGACUCACUGA